Molecule: messenger RNA, 2419 nt
Organism: Myripristis murdjan (pinecone soldierfish)
Lineage: Eukaryota; Metazoa; Chordata; Actinopteri; Holocentriformes; Holocentridae
Gene: ptpn6
Product: protein tyrosine phosphatase non-receptor type 6
Exons: 16
Coding region: 467-2209 (580 amino acids)
Biological process (GO): mitotic cell cycle; intracellular signal transduction; peptidyl-tyrosine dephosphorylation
Cellular component (GO): cytoplasm
Molecular function (GO): phosphotyrosine residue binding; non-membrane spanning protein tyrosine phosphatase activity
Source: RefSeq, a predicted model, not a curated record
GGCAGUGAGAGGAAGCGAAGGGAUAGACAGGGACAGGAACAGGCUUAUUUUCGCUCAUAGAUAGUUGUGUAAUUAAGAAAAUUAGAGUAAAUUACAGGGCGGGAGAAUAGGCUGGGCUGGAAAUGAAGCCUGAUACCUUAUCAUGAGGGAGGCUGAAUAUGAGCAGGCCUGGGAGCAAGUAAGGAACAGAGAGGAAAGGGAAACAAGGGGAGUAGGCUACACUUGUCUUCAAGGUUAACAGGAUUCAGAAGUUCAUGACCUGCUUUUGAUAAUUACCCCGCUGUUUCUGCAAGUCCUACGCAGCCUUGAAGUAGCUCUGCCUCGUCACAGACAGGAGCAGAGAGAGAGAAGACAGGAGGCGACCCAUUUAGUCCCGUUGGAGAGAGCCUGCGCUGACAGCGAUACCUGAGUCGCUCAGGUGCAGAGUGGAAGUGCAUGCAAUGUCUUUUAGAAGAAGAACAGCAACAUGGUUCGGUGGUUCCACAGAGAUAUCAGUGGCGUGGAAGCUGAGACAAUUUUAAAGUCUCGAGGCAUUCAUGGCAGCUUCCUGGCACGGCCCAGCAAGAAGAAUGUAGGAGAUUUCUCCCUCUCCGUCAGGGUGGGUGAUCAAGUGACCCACAUCCGCAUCCAAAACAAUGGUGAUUUCUAUGAUCUGUACGGAGGAGAGAAGUUUGCCACGUUGUCAGAGCUGGUGGACUACUACACAGCCGAGAACGGCAUCCUCCAGGACAAGGAUGGCACCAUCAUCGAGCUCAAAUACCCCCUCAACUGCUCCGACCCCACCACAGAGAGGUGGUAUCACGGCCACCUGUCGGGGCUGCAUGCAGAGAAGCUGCUCGGAGAACGAGACGAGCCAGGGACCUUCCUGGUGAGGGAGUCUCUGUCCAAACCUGGAGAUUUUGUUCUGUCUGUUGUGACUGAGGAGAGAAACAAAACAGGUGGAAGGAGGGUCUCCCACAUUAAGAUCAUGUUUCAGAAUGAAAGGUAUACAGUGGGCGGCUCAGACGUGUUUGACACGCUGGCGGACUUGGUGGAGUUCUACAAACGCAAAGGCAUCGAGGAGAUCACUGGGAACUGGGUGCACCUCAAACAGCCUUAUUACUCCACCAGAAUGAACGCAGCAGACAUUGACAGCCGAGUCAAAGUGCUGGACGUUAAACAGGGGCAGGAGGGAGAGGGGGAGAAGAGCAAGGCGGGCUUCUGGGAGGAGUUUGACGCUCUUCAAAAGUUGGAAGCAAAAGUGAAGAAGAGCAGAGAGGAGGGGCAGAGGCCAGAAAACAAAAGCAAAAACCGAUACAAGAACAUUCUUCCCUUCAACGACACCAGGGUCAUCCUGCAGGAUGCAGAUCCCAACAUUGUUGGUUCAGAUUAUAUCAACGCCAACUAUGUGCAAAACACCAUUUCGGAGGCAGGAGAUCAGAAAGUUUACAUUGCCACUCAGGGUUGCCUAGCAACAACUGUAAAUGAUUUCUGGCAGAUGGUGUGGCAAGAGAAUACAAGGGUUAUUGUCAUGACAACAAGAGAGGUCGAGAAGGGACGGAAUAAAUGUGUGCCAUAUUGGCCAGAUGAAGACAGCUCCAAAGAGGUGGGGCCAUAUGUGGUGACCUCUAAAUCCGAGAGAGAUGCCUCUGACUACAAAGUCCGGAUCUUGGAGAUCGCCCCAUUGAACGAGUCAAAAUCGAGUCGUGUCAUUUGGCACUACCAGUACCUGAGCUGGCCUGACCACGGCGUCCCCCAGGAGCCAGGCGGUGUCCUCAGCUUCCUCACUCAAGUGAACAGCAAACAGGCUGAGUUUCGUGAUGUUGGGCCAAUGAUCAUUCACUGCAGUGCCGGGAUCGGUCGGACGGGCACCUUUGUGGUGAUUGACAUGAUUCUUGAGACCAUUGAUGCUCAAGGCCUGGAGUGCGAUAUCGACAUCCAGAAGUGCAUCCAAAUGGUGCGGGAGCAGCGCUCUGGCAUGGUGCAGACUGAGGCCCAGUACAAAUUCAUCUACCUGGCUGUAUCUGAGUAUAUACAGGCCACCAAGGCCAAAAACAGUGCCUCUCUGGAAACUGAGACAGAGUAUGGAAAUCUACAACUCAAACACCAACCAGCAAGCAGGAAGGUUUCAAAAAACAAGGAGGAUGUAUACGAGAAUCUGUCCAAAGCAAAGAAGGACAUGAAGAAACAGAAGUCAGACAAAAAAAGCGGCUCAGUGAAGAAAAGAUAGAAGUGGACAGGUUGAAAUAUGUUCUUGAAGGAUUUGUUAUUUUAUUGAUAUAGCCAGUCUUUUGUUACAGAUGUUUUUGUCUUUAAAGUGAGACUUUACAAAUCAUGAAAUUAAUAUUUCAACAAACAUUGAUACUGUAUAGGCUGAAUUUGAAUGCAUACAUGAUUGAUGCAUUUGUUGGAAAUAAAGGCAGAACAUGUGUGUAAAGUU